This is a messenger RNA of Penicillium digitatum Pd1, 414 nucleotides long. The record is from RefSeq and is a predicted model, not a curated record. NCBI's taxonomy places the organism in Eukaryota, Fungi, Ascomycota, Eurotiomycetes, Eurotiales, Aspergillaceae.
AUGGGAAGUCGUAAAGUGCAACAAAAAAAAAAGAAAAUAUAUCUAUCAAAUUAUUAUAUCAUAUUCGACCCCAUCACUGAUAAUGCGUUGCACCUUCUAGAAAAGUGCCUGAACAAAACAAGUGAUGUGGAUAUCGUCCUUAACCACUACAGUUCACUUGGCUUCCAACCAGAAAAUUCUACAACAUCUGCGGCAAACAACAUAGUGGGGUUCAUCACAAACCAGUUCUAUUCGCAGGUAUCCAUCUUUAAAUCGAAUGAAAGUGAUCAAAACAUCAAACCAACACGGAAAAAUGGCCAAAAAACGCGGAUCCACAAAAAGCGUAACCCAAAAACAUCGAAACGGACUGGAAAGAAUCCUCAAUUUCAUUCACCAAGACCAGCAUUUUGCCAGCCGUCUGGCCAAAGCGCCUAG